Messenger RNA from Symbiodinium sp. CCMP2592, 687 nucleotides. Lineage: Eukaryota; Dinophyceae; Suessiales; Symbiodiniaceae. The record is from the annotation of a GenBank genome assembly.
AUGUUCGCCGUUGGACUUUGGGCGGUUGUUUUGCUGGUGGUGGCAGCGGAUGAGGACUGCUCACUGCUGGUGGUGAAUUCAACGAUGGGCCAUCGCAUGUAUACGAAAGAUGGAUUUUGUGCACCAGAACCUGGAAAUAACGGGACGACCCUUAGGGACAAUGUGCUGGACUUUGAAGGAACGAAGGGGGCAACGUUGUACUCCGUGCACUUUACUCCCAAAUGGUAUGACUUUCCACCAGGGCAGCCGAUCCGGAAGGACUGCGUCACCUCAAAUGGGACACGCCUGACCUUCAGGGUGGGCAGGUGGUUAUCUGAGGAUGUGCGCAAUGAGUUUAUGUCUGGCGCGCGCAAGAGCAGCAUCCUGAAGAGUGAUGCAGAGAAAUUGGGCGACCAGAUCCCUGAGAAGUUGAAUUUCGCGUUCGAGGGCCUUGCCACCUUCCGCUUUCGGCGUGGGGCCGGCUUCGAGAAACGUGAGGUCAAACUUCGCUUCGCUCAAGGGCACAUCGGGCGGAAUGCCUACAACUGGUGGAUGGGCAGCACUCCAUCGAUUUGUCACAUCGAAAAAGAAAAGGAGCUAGUUUGUGGAGAGCUUGGCUUUGGAGAUCUUGGCUUUCUCCCACACCCCCAAUAUGGAAUCCAUCCGAACAACCACAGGUUCAAGGUCUAUCCGCGGCCCAUUGAUUGA